This is a messenger RNA of Talaromyces marneffei, 1245 nucleotides long. RefSeq lists its product as uncharacterized. The record is from RefSeq and is a predicted model, not a curated record. Bases 1 to 1245 code for a protein of 414 amino acids. The transcript is spliced from 2 exons. Lineage: Eukaryota; Fungi; Ascomycota; Eurotiomycetes; Eurotiales; Trichocomaceae. Gene Ontology annotation, molecular function: DNA-binding transcription activator activity, RNA polymerase II-specific; zinc ion binding. Gene Ontology annotation, biological process: regulation of transcription by RNA polymerase II.
AUGGGCACCUCGAGAAAGUUUCAUACAAAGACGCGGAAUGGAUGUAUAAAUUGCAAGAGGCGACGGGUCAGGUGUAAUUUGCAAGCACCACAAUGUCAUCACUGCAAAAGACGUGGCGAAGAGUGCAGUUUUCAACUCAAAAACAGCGAUGAAGAAGAGGCCAGCGAAGCAGACAACCAAAGAUACCUUCAAGAUGGCGAUGAUCAGCACGAUAGAGACAAUAGGCAACAGAGCAUAUCUUCACCUGUCUCGCGCAGCCAACCCGGACCUUCAAGAGUCUCGCCAACCCAAUGGCCAAACCUUGAUAUUGAACAGUCUCAACUCAGAUGGCACUACAACACGUUUGCAGCCAACUCCCUCGCCCUCUUACAAGAAGAUCCGCGCCGCGUCAAAUUGAUUUGGAAAGGCGAGGUAUCCCUCAAAGCCGAACACGAUCCCUGGAUCGAUCAUGCCACGAUGGCGAUUGCUGCUUUACAUAUAUGUCAUCUAGAACCCCCCAACCCCGAAAACUAUUAUACCGCCGCUUAUAAGAACUAUCGCAAUGCGGUAGUCGCUUUUCCAAAGGCAGUCAAGGACAUGAAUCCUCAAAAUAGCGUGGCGAUAUUGUCCUUUUCACUGCUUAUUUUGAUGUUCCAGCUAGGUAUCUCGUGUGUCCCUGGCGCAGGACCAAUGUCCGAUGCCUUUCCAACCGUGGAUGCAUACAAUGCAAUCUCCGCUUUACGAGGAACCUGGUCGUUGAUCGAUCAGCUCGGCCCUCAUCUCCAGAAGAGUCAUUUGAGCGCUCUAUUCACACACCGAAAACACCUCCGCUUCGAAGUGCUAGACGAAAGCCACGAAAAGAUGAUAGAAUUUCUUACCAACCUGAAUGACACCGUUAAAUACGGACAAGCAAACACAAUAAGUCGCAGCGAUAUCGACCGACAAACCUGCUCGCAAGCCCUCACCGUCCUCCGGUUUUGGUUCAGUAUCAUGGCUGCGAAGUUACCGACUACAUGGCUGUUGUUGGUCUGGUGGCCCGCCGGGGUUUCUCCCGAAUUUUUGCUGUUGUUAAAGAAUAAGGAUCCGAUGGCGCUGAUUAUAGUUUGUCACUGGUGUGCUGGAAUGCAUCGUAUCCCGAUGAAAUGGUACCUGGAUGGAUGGGCGAGACGCAUGUUGAAGGCCAUGAUGGACUUGUUGGGCCCGGACUGGAAUUUUGCGCUUCAGUGGCCUAUGGAGGAGGUAUUUCAAGCAGAGAGCAGGGAAUAA